This is a messenger RNA of Patiria miniata (bat star), 1068 nucleotides long. RefSeq names its product endochitinase A1-like. The transcript has 3 exons. The record is from RefSeq and is a predicted model, not a curated record. NCBI's taxonomy places the organism in Eukaryota, Metazoa, Echinodermata, Asteroidea, Valvatida, Asterinidae. The coding region runs from base 1 to 1068 and encodes 355 amino acids.
AUGUAUUGGUUUUCCCCUAAAGCAAACGGAGAAGAUGAAGACAGCGGCAGCACAUAUCAACAAGAUGGAGAUAGCGACAGCACAGAUGAACUGCCUCUUAGUAGAUUGGUCACAGUAACAAAAUGUGCAAGUACUGGUGUGGUUACCCCAUUCACCAGUACCGGUAUUCAAGAGUUAACUCCACUCACUGAUGCUAAUAGUCCAGCGGGUACCUCUUGCACCAUCACCAGUAAACCAGUUGUUACCCCACGCCCCAGUGCCGGUACUCCAGUGGUUACCGAAUUCAACGGUACUCCUGUGGUUACCCCAUUCACCAGUGUCAGUAUUCCUGUGCUUACCCCAUUCACCGGUGCCAGUUCUCCUGCGGUUACCCCAUUCACCAUUGCCAGUACUCCUGUGGUUACCCCAUUCACCAUUGCCAGUACUCCUGUGGUUACCCCAUUCACCGGUGCCAGUACUCCUGUGGUUACCCCAUUCACCAUUGCCAGUACUCCUGUGGUUACCCCAUUCACCGGUGCCAGUACUCCUGCGGUUACCCCAUUCACCAUUGCCAGUACUCCUGUGGUUACCCCAUUCACCGGUGCCAGUAUUCCUGUGCUUACCCCAUUCACCAUUGCCAGUACUCCUGUGGUAAACCCAUUCACCGGUGCCAGUACUCCUGUGGUUACCCCAUUGACCAUUGCCAAUACUCCUGUGGUUACCCCAUUCAACGGUGCCAGUACUCCUGUGCUUACCCCAUUCACCAUUGCCAGUACUCCUGUGGUUACCCCAUUCACCAAUGCCAGUACUCCUGUGGUUACUCCAUUCACCGGUGCCAGUACUCCUGUGGUUACCCCAUUGACCGGUGCCAGUACUCCUGUGCUUACCCCAUUCACCAUUGCCAGUACUCCUGUGGUAACCCCAUUCACCGGUGCCAGUACUCCUGUGGUUACCCCAUUCACCAUUGCCAGUACUCCUGUGGUUACCCCAUUCACCGGUGCCAGUACUCCAGUGGUCAACCAGUUUCCUGGUUUUUCACAAUCAACUUAUAGUCCCCUUCCAGGUGAGCCUCAAGAUCAGACAUUGUAA